Molecule: messenger RNA, 4239 nt
Organism: Oldenlandia corymbosa var. corymbosa
Lineage: Eukaryota; Viridiplantae; Streptophyta; Magnoliopsida; Gentianales; Rubiaceae
Source: the annotation of a GenBank genome assembly
CAAAAAUCAAAUUCAAUACUACCAAUUGCCAAUUCCAAUGUAGGCCAUUGGGAAUUUGGCAUCAUCAUUGAGAAAGUGUCGAGCUACGGCAUACGCAGCCAGAUCCAAAUGUCCAUCCGGAGAAAAUGUAUGUAUUUUUGCACAUUUCUAGGGAACAUUUAAAUCAAUUUUUUUAGUAUUAUUCUUCCAAGGUACAGUACAUAGGAAAGUGCACAAAAGGUCCAUAAUCGAGUAUAAGUUUUGAUUUUUUCAAAAGAAAAAAUCCAAUUUGCCCGGCUUAUUCAUGGCCGAAAGCAUCUUUACUAUGGAGUAUGGACCACCCUGCAAGUAAUUAUACCAAAACCGUAAUAAUAACUUUAAUGUGAGCUGUAAACUUCCAGUAACUGCGUCAUUAACAAGCUGAUCGAGCUUCUCCAGUCUGGAGUUUGAGCUGAGGUAAAUUAUAAACCCUUUUAUCCACUUAAUUAUUACGGCCUUUAUAAUAUUCGUUCUUCUAUGUUACCGUCUCAGUUCACACCACAAUUUCCAUUUCAAGCAAAAGAACCAAAAUUUUCCGUCAUUCUUUGGUUCCUUAUGUAUAUAAAUUAUACAAAUGUCCGAAUUUCUUAGGAUGGAAUUGGAUCUUUUGUUCAUCCUUUAUGGGUCUCUCUUGAUGUCUUCCACCAUGAACGCAGCCACUGGUGACUGCUGGUGAACAACUCAUGUCUUAGAACUAGUGGUUGGCUGUUGCAGUCCAAGAAUCGGGUCAAUCCAUCAUGUCUGAACAUUUUGCAUAUACACGUAAUAACUCUGCUGGGAAUUCUAGGCAGUCGAUGCACUCUUAUCAUUCUGAUUGGAUGUCUCAUUGGACACAAAGAAACAAGGAAAGUGAUCGUGUUUCCAUAGAUUAUCCAUCGACUAGUGGGAAAGAGACUGCUUCCAAUGCCUGCAGCCCAGCUAGAGGACCUGCAGGCAUCUCACCUGGAUGUUCAAAAAUGAAAAUUAAAGGUUUAAGAAAGAGUUCACCAAUAGCAGGAAAGGGAACAAGAACGAUUCUACCAGUGCCAAUGGGUGAUUCAAAUUCAAAUGGUGAAAGUACGUCAAAUACAAGGGACAGGCAUGCAGCCAGUGACUUAGGGGCUUUAAGAGCUCACCACAAUAAACACAACCUUGAUUUUAAUUCAACUGCACUUUCUCUGAAGUGCUACACGGCCACCCCUCUCGCGGUGGUUCCUGAUGCUAAUCGGAAUCCAUCUAAAGAUGGUCAUUUUGAAGCAGAAGGCACAUCAGAUAACACUAAAGAACAUGUGAAAACUUAUCCGUUUCUUGGAAACAGCAGCUAUACCCUUCUGAGGCCUUUGUCUAAGGAUCUUAAUGUUUCAUCUACUGAAAUGAUGCAGCACAGAUCUGAUAAGAUGAAUGAGCUAUUACCGUUUUUUCCGUCACGAGUGGGUAGGCCUGCUUUGGCUCCUGAAGAACAUUUGCCAGUGACAAAUCCAAGUUCUCUAGAUAGUGUAAGAAUGAAUUUCCAAAGACAUUCAACAUUUCUGGCCCGUGAUGAUAAGCUAGAAUGCCAUUCAAAAGCUGGUAGGUGUUUGCCAUCAAAUCAGCAACAAAAAAAUGCAUCCUUGUCUGAGACAGAACCCUGUAAAUUCAACAGCCGCUUGCCAGAAGCUAGUCAACAUAAAUUUCAGGAGAAACAUAAUGCUUCUGGUAUUAGAAUCUUCUGGAAUCAGUCUCAUCAUUCUGUGGUUGCUGAAUCAGGAAAUUUAUAUAAUGCGUGUAGCUCAUCACCUAAAUUUCCAAACUCACUUCAGGAUCUGGAGAGCAUGAGAAUUUGCGGAACCACCCUGGACUCAGGGGUUGGACUACCUGAAAUUCAACCCAGGUUUUCUCUGAAAAGUGCAAUGGGGGCAGAUUUUGACUCGUAUAGGUUAAAGGCGUCGCUAAGAAAUUUAAGGGAAUCGGCUGGAUUUAGUAGAAAUGCGUUCCUUCAGCUUUGUGGCAUGCCUUGUCUGGGUACUGGUCGACGAGGGGUUAAGAUUGAAUCUUUGGGCAGCUCCUCGGAUAGUGAAGGAAAAGAAAAGGUAGAUCAUUCUGGUAAAUCAAAUGAUGUUGAACUUGAGAAGGCUUUUGACGAUUCAGUGAGUUGCAAAGGGAAACAGGUUAGGGAUGAUUGUGAUCAGAAGAAUGAAUCUUCUGCUGAAACGGACACCAUGGAUCUUGAUGAUUUUAGUGAGAAGAAGCCAUCAGGUAUUAUUUUCUCUUCUUUUUUUAUUUCUGAUUUGUGUGAUGCAUUCUGUGACUUGUUGAUGCUUUUGUAUGCUUUUAUCAAAAGUCAAAACAUUCUGAUUCUUCUCAAGCUUUCAUUAUGCGCCACCCAUGUUAAUUACAAAGUUUGUUUCUGAUUUUUUGGCAGGCAUCAAUUCUUCUGGAGCCAGUGAGGUACUGUUUCUAUGUAUUUGAGAUUUCAUUUGCCAAUGUUCCUAUCAGUGUGACACGAUGUAUCUUUUUGAGUGUUGGGCUUUUUGGCUUGAUUAACAAAGCCAGAGGGACCAAUGUUAAUACUUUAGUUGUAAGAACAAUAAGAAACCAGUGGUUAGUAAUUAUGCUGUGUUAAUUUGGUAUACGAACCAUUCGGAGAUAGCAGUGGUUAGCUAAUUUAAUGAAAAGAAAGAGAAAAAAGAGGGUUCCAUGCGCUUUGACAUUCAAUCAUAUUGGUUCUUUUGAAAAUGCCGAUGGAAGAGUGUUGUUUCUUGUUUGUUAUACAUAUAUGUUUCUGGCUUUCAACGAGGCUGCUUAUCCUUUCACCUGUUAUUAUUUCCUUUUCUGUCGCAAUCAAUUCAUUUUCUGCCUCCUUUUUGUUUUUUUUUUUUUUUUGUUUAACUAUUAAUCUGUAAUUCUCUAUGUUCUUGUCCAUCAUUUAGCUCUCAGUUGCGCAUGCCCCGAGUAGAACAUGACGUGAAGCUAAAUCUUGCUCUAUUGCAGUGUUGAAAAAAUAUUGGUAAUGAUCUUUUUAAUUAUCUGGUUUACACAGGUGCUCAAACUUGGAUUGGGGACAUCUCAGUUUUCUGUCGGCUCUACAAGCGAAUACAAGCAAAAGGACCACAAACAAUCUGCAAAAGAACUGCAAUUUCCUGGUUUACCAGCUCCAAAGAAUAAAGAUGCAAGCUCUUCAAGAACUCAAAGCCUGGACAUUGAGACAUUCUUUAGCCUCUGUAGAUCAGAUCAGUGCCAAGGUGGAUCUGCCGUGCUGGAACCAGGUAGCCGAUGGAUCAAGCGUCUUCGAUUGAGUGAUUCAGAACCCUGUCCUUUUGGUACAAAGCACUUGACUAUGGAGAAGUUGUCUUCUCAUGAAAAAGGAUCACCCAGGAAAAGUCUGAAAGGCCGUCUGUCUUGCUCUGAACCUACCAUUAGUGAACUUCAUGGUAAAGAAUUAAUGGUUUUAGACAUGACUAGAGGCCCAGUAAGAUGCACUGAUUCAUCUUCUGUGGACAAAACACAAAAAGAAGGUAGAUUGGCGCUGAAUUCGCAGUCUUGGAUACGGAGGUGGUCUCAAAAUCAGUCUGCAACUCAACAAAAGAAACCUGAAGGGUUAGUCAAUUGUGAGCCACAGAGAUCAAAACUGGCAUCUGAAGACCUUCAAGAGAGGCAACUCCCCAGUGUCGGUGCAAUGGCCUUGAUGGGGAAGGCCAUGCGUGGUUUCCAACCAUGUGACUUGCAGAAAAAGGGCCCGGUUAUAGUUUGGAAUACCAGGAACUCUAAGACGUAAUUCACGCACGGAUCCUCAACACAAAAAAUUGCAUUUUCCUUUCGUGGUCAUUUGGGAGGAUAUGGUAGAAUUCUACCUCUCCAAUGAAUAGAGCAAGUGCUUGUAGUGUUCGGCGCCUGUUUUUGUAGAAUAUAGGCCUUUUCGGGGUAUAUAGUUCGACGUGUCUGAUUCAGUACUUGGCAUGAGCAAUUUGAGUCACAUGCCUGGUUUGACAAGCAAAUUCCUUGAUCUAGUUUGAUGAACUAAUUGAGGAUUUUGGGAAUACCAUAAUUUAUUGUGUAAAGUCUAACGUCAGAUGUGGGUAUUCGUUUUUGUCAUCUCUCUUUAUACUAGUGAUGUCUGGUCGCGCAAUGCGCGACCCUGGCCCAAUCUAUCUGUAGAUCUUAGAAAUGUUUAUAUUUGAAAAAAAUAAAAUUUUGUAUUUGGAGCGAUAUAUUUUAGAAAUGUUUGAAGGAUUUAAAAAUGUUUUAUAAGUGUGAUCAUACAAA